Macrobrachium nipponense is the source of this 711-nucleotide messenger RNA. RefSeq lists its product as uncharacterized. Lineage: Eukaryota; Metazoa; Arthropoda; Malacostraca; Decapoda; Palaemonidae. The transcript has 2 exons. Bases 1 to 711 code for a protein of 236 amino acids. Gene Ontology annotation, molecular function: nucleic acid binding. Gene Ontology annotation, biological process: DNA integration. The record is from RefSeq and is a predicted model, not a curated record.
AUGUGUGGACGUUGUCGACCCCUCCCCCCAUCCGAUGGUGCCAGAUACCUCCUGACGGUAAUUGACUGGUCCACCAGGUGGCCAGAGGCCACCCUGAUGUCAGAAGCCACUGCAGAUGCCUGUGCCAAAGCCCUCCUAUCCAGUUGGAUCAGCCGCUUAGGCAUGCCAGACGACAUCAUGACCAACCAGGGAACCGCCUUCACCUCGGAACUCUGGAUUGCCCUGGCACGCCUGAUGGGUAUGAAACACCAUACCACCAUGGCCUACAACCCCGCAGCCAAUGGCAUGGUGGAGAGAACCCACCACUCCUUCAAGGCCUCCCUGAUGGCUCACUGCAUGGGCCCGGACUGGAAGGCACUAUUAUCGUGGGUCCUCCUCGGCCUCUGCACUGCCCCGAGAACCAACAGCGACCCCUGGACGAAGACGUUCCCGCAGAAAGCUCCCGCAGGACCCUGCCUCGGAACUAAACCACGCCGGAGCCCGGCAGCGCCCCCAGACGUCGCCAAGGUCGCCCAAGGACAGCAGUCGAAUCCCUCAGGUCCACCACCAGGGGCGGCAUCCUGCUGUUCGACUUGCCAGAAGACGAGGAGGCCGAGGACGUCCCCCAACAGAUGGCGUCACUCAACUGCGGAUUCCUCCAGCCCCCAACAAGAUACUGCUGAUCAUCAGCCAACGAUUAUUACCCAAUCUUUGUCUUGGGGGUCUGGUUAG